UUCGGAAAUAGUGAAACUAGGUAAAAAAAUUAAGUGACGUAUAAAAUAUGAGUGUGAGUGAUUUUAUUGGGGUUAUUAAAAUGUUUAUAUAAAAUAAAACGGAAAGUGAUAUUUUGAACAUUUAUUUAUUUAUUCAAGAGUAGGCUGAAAAUACCUACGAAAAAUGGACCAAUCGCAGCGUGAGAUCGUAAACAAAUGCCUAUCAACGAUAUGUCAUUGUCUGGAUUAUUGAAAAACCUAAUAAACAUUGCUUGAAAUAGAUUUAAGUUCGAAAAUAUCAGUUUCUUGGUGAAUUUUAAGGAAAGAAGUGUUAAAAGUGACCAUUUUUUUUAUAAAAAAAAAUGUCGAAAUCGAAUAAUAUGUUGAGGACCCGUAGAAGAGAUAACAACGUGAAACCUAACAGAAGGGAUACCAGACAGAAUUUAAGGUUGGACAGAAAAUCUUCCAGGGGAAUGAUAUAUGAAAAUGAAGAACUUAGGUUAAAAACAAUUAAUAUAAACGCAGAAAUAGAAAGAGGGCAAUAUGACAUUAAAAAAUUGAAACGGGAGAACGAGCUACUAAAAAAAGAAAUAUGGUGCCUUAGAGACGAAUAUGAUAAGCUGGAGAAAAUUAUUAAAGAAAAAAAAAUUGAUUUUUCCUCGUCUUCUAGUAGUGAUAGCAGUAGUGAUACGGAAAGUUGCAGCUCGUGUAGUGAAGAUGGUGAGGAAGUUGAAACGUCGCAAAAUUUGGAAAACGUACAAAAAACAAACCUGAAAAACAUACAUCAAGAUUUCGAUAGUCUAUCUGUGGUACCAGAGGAGCCUAGUAGUGAAAACAAUUCGUUACCAAGAGAUUUUGAUGAUUGCAUUAAACCUGACCAAAGUUACCCCAUAUACGAGAAUUUAAAAAAAUCCCAAACACUACCUUUGGACAGACAGAGCAAUUUUUUUUCGAGUAUUAAACCUUGCAAAAGUUUCGAGCAAAUUCCAUUAUCACCCGGUCAGUUUUACUGUCAAACAAAUGGGCAUUAUCCAGCUACAAGUCAAAAUUCGGAUAACACCUUGGUUCUAAAUGGUUUGGAAAAAUCUUCAAGUGAUCUCAUCGUCAAAAUUGAUAACCAAGAUUUUGACCAAAUCAACUUUUCCAACACUCCAAGUCGUAGUACUUUUAGUAAUGGAGGAAAUCUGGAAGAUCUUCUAAACGAUAUAGAAUCUAUUUCUCAGAAACAAGGUCAAAAUAUUUUGGAGGAAAUACAUCAUCCAAACAUGGAUAAUUUAGUAAUGGAAAAUGGAACAAAUGAUGAACAAAAACCAUAUAAAAGUGAAUUAAACGUAGUAUUAAUGCCGAAUGCAAUGCCUUUGAUAGGUUUUGAUAAAUACAGAAACAUACAAAAGAGUUUUGAAAGUUUAAAUAACCAACCCAUAGAAGAUUUAUCGGCAUCCCAGCAAAAUUUAUCUUUAAUUCCACAAGAUGUUGAUAGCAAUCCGUUUUUCUUUGGUAAUUUCAAAGAUAACUAUGUUAACACAGACUACUUUAGCAUGAGAUAUAUUCCCGAAAAUUAUGACGGAAAAACCGCUCAAGAACAACUUCAUUCCUCAGGGCAAGUUUCCAGCGAAAAUGAAGAAAUUUUGAAAUUCAAGACCAGUCAAGGCAAAGAAAAUACGGAAAAUGUGGAAAAAAAAUCGCCCAAAAUGAGUUUAACGAAGAAAGUGUCCAUACAUUUCAAAGGGAAAAAAGACAAGACGAAAUCUAGCUCGAAAACCAGUCAAGAUUUUGAUGCAAAAUUAAGUGAUAAAAGUAAGAGUUUUCACCAACAAACACCCAGUAUAGAGUCGAGAAAUAAAAGCAGUGAAAUUGGCAACACUGUUGAACCCAACACUCCAAAUAGUUCGGAUAGUAAGACCAGCGUAGACAAAAAAUUAUCAAAUGAGAAAAAAGAUGCAAAUGAAAAAAUUUCAAAGGAAAAAGACAAGGACAGAAAAAGCAUAUCCACAAGUCCAGAUAGAAAGCAGAAAGAAGGAGAUCACAAAAAGCACAAAAAACACAAAAAAUCUGAUAGAACAAAAGGCAGAAAUUCUCUAGCAGUUGAGUCAAGAAUUUACAGAGAUCGUUCCUAUUCUGUUUGUACGGAUAGAUCUUUGGACCAUAGAAUGAAUUUAGGCGGUAGUUUUAUCAUGUAUGAUGAUUACAGCGACAGAAAUACGUUAAGUAGUUGCGAAAGUCUAAAUCCUCCUAGAAAAAUGUCAACUAUAAGUAAUGUUCCUUUAAACGGUAAAGUGCCAUGGUGCGGCUGUUGGGGGAAUGGUUGUCUUUAGGCUGACUUAAAAUAUCUUUAUUUGGAGUUUGCACAGUCCUUUUUACAAUACCAAACUAAAUAAGAUCACACAUAAUACAUUUUUACGAAUAUCAAGCUUAAUAUUGGCGGCACAAAAAAAUAUGCAUUAUGAAAGUUGUAGAUCUAUUAAUUAUCUACAAAAAAAGUUAUAAUAAAUUUUUACGUAAAAU
Molecule: messenger RNA, 2484 nt
Organism: Brassicogethes aeneus
Lineage: Eukaryota; Metazoa; Arthropoda; Insecta; Coleoptera; Nitidulidae
Source: the annotation of a GenBank genome assembly